AUGAGAAAUAAAUCUACAACUGUUUCAUUCAGACCUUAUGGAUUAAGGAGUGUUGUUUUUGGCAUAGAGGGAGGAAAACCAUUGAUUUAUGUUAUAGAAGCAGAUGGUAAUUAUGUAGAAUAUAAGAAGUGUGCUGUUGGUAAUAAAAACGAAAACUGUAUAGAGAAAUUGUUGGAAAACGACAAUCAUUUUAACGCUUUAGAUGCUUUAUUAUGUGUAAUACAAAAAGAUGUUUCUAAAAUUAAAGGAUUUAGACUUAAUAGUGAUGGAUUAUCAGAAAUCCCAAAUAAUGAGAUAGAAAGUCAUUUAAAUGAAUAA
Molecule: messenger RNA, 318 nt
Organism: Hepatospora eriocheir
Lineage: Eukaryota; Fungi; Microsporidia; Hepatosporidae
Source: the annotation of a GenBank genome assembly